AACGCCCGCCUCACUACUUCACUACACCAACCCCCAAAAAACCUCCCACUCUGCCACCUCCCGCACCGCCGCCGUCUCGCACGCGCGACAGAGGACGCGCGCGAUCCCCCCUCUCCUCGCCCACCAGAUCGCGCCAUGGCCUCCACGGCGUUGGGCGCCGCCAAGUUCCUCCACCUCGACUCCUCCCCGCGCAUCGCGCCGCAACGCGCGAUCCCCACCGCGAAUCUCUCCUUCUCCCCGCUGUCCGCCUCCUCCUCCUCCUCCUCCUCGCCGUCGCUCCUCCGCCUCCGAUCCCCGUCGCCGUCCGGCCCGGGAGGCAGGCUGCCACCGCCCCCGCCCCCGCGAUCCUACGGCGGCGGCGGAUCUGGCGACGCCGCGGACUCCGGCGCCGGCGACGGUGAUGGCAGCCGCGGGGGCAUCCUCGGCGUCUUCCUGGCCGGGUGGGCCGCCCGCGUCGCCGCGGACCCGCAGUUCCCGUUCAAGGUGCUCAUGGAGGAGGUCGUCGGCGUCACCGCCUGCGUUCUCGGCGACAUGGCCUCCCGCCCCAACUUCGGCCUCAACGAGCUCGACCUCGUCUUCUCCACCAUCGUCGUCGGAUCCAUCGUCAACUUUGUCAUCAUGUACCUCCUCGCGCCCACCGCCGCCGCCUCGUCCGUGGCCUCCGCGCUCCCCAAUUACAUGUUCGAGCCCGGCGCCUACACGCUCGGCUCCCGCGUCGCCACGCUCUUGUCCAAGGGCGCGACCUUCACGAUGGUCGGGUUCGCGGCCGGGCUCGCCGGCACCGCUCUCUCCAACGGGCUCAUCGCGAUGCGGAAGCGCAUGGACCCGUCGUUCGAGACUCCCAACAAGGCGCCGCCGACGCUGCUUAACGCGGCCACCUGGGGGCUCCACAUGGGCGGCAGCAGCAAUCUGCGUUACCAGACUCUGAAUGGGAUCGAGUACGUCCUCGGCAAGGUCGCGCCGGCGCCCGUGUUCAAGGCGUCUGUUGUUGCUCUCCGGUGCAUCAACAACGUGCUUGGUGGCAUGUCCUUCGUGUUGCUUGCCAGGUUGACAGGAGCGCAAAAAUCAGAUAAGCCAGCGACGGUUGCAGAAGAGAAGGAAACGUUGAUCGCUGUGGGCAAUGCUGCCGCAGAUGCCAUCAGUGAGGCAAAGGAAGGAGAGGGUAAGUAAGUGGGUAGAGGAGAGUGCAGUUGGAUGGAUGCGUGCAUGCUUGCGUCGUGCAUCAACUGAUCUUCCUUUGCUGCUGCUUGACAUAGACCAACAAACAUGUAGACGAUAAGUGAGUGGGUUGGAAUAAGGAGUGAGGCUCGAACAUUUUCUUCAGUCUGUUUGUGGUUUCUUGGUAUCGCCGGAUGACAUGCGGACGACAUGCUUAGUUGAUCUUAGAAUAAAGUUUCUCUCUUGUUCAUUUGAUCUUUGACUCAAUGGAUAGCCUGCUUGCCGUACCUGAAGUUGUUUGAUUUGCAUGCAAUUUAUGAUCCUGAAUGACCCUAUGAUGUAAAGAUGAGUGAACUCAUGACCCAGAAAAAAAAAACUUGAUGCUACCUAGUGUUUCCAUGUAACCCAGCCAGUGGCAAAAUGCAGGCUGAAGCUUUUGCUCAAAUUGAACCGUGGAUUCAAA
Molecule: messenger RNA, 1621 nt
Organism: Setaria italica (foxtail millet)
Lineage: Eukaryota; Viridiplantae; Streptophyta; Magnoliopsida; Poales; Poaceae
Product: protein RETICULATA-RELATED 3, chloroplastic
Exons: 1
Coding region: 136-1170 (344 amino acids)
Source: RefSeq, a predicted model, not a curated record